Molecule: messenger RNA, 915 nt
Organism: Thlaspi arvense
Lineage: Eukaryota; Viridiplantae; Streptophyta; Magnoliopsida; Brassicales; Brassicaceae
Source: the annotation of a GenBank genome assembly
AUGCACAGAGAGCAUAACACAAUUCAUGCCAGUUUCCACGAAAAGCAAAGUUUCCCAAUCGACGAAUCAAAACUUCCAAAUAUAAUACCAGAUUACCAGAAGAUCUCGCAUUCUUUCCCUAUCCUAAUAAUUCACGCCAAAGAUCCUAAAUCCAAUUCACGAAUCAUAAACGGGAAUCUCGCGAUUCUUUCUGACUCUGUCUAUCCAUAUAUCUCUUCUACUGGAAAUUUUGAUAUACAAGAGUCAGCUGAAUUCUUAUGGAACGAUGAAGAAGUAGAUGUUAGAGUUGAUAAUCUGACUGAUAAGAUUAGAGCAGGGAGUGAUUUGGAAGACCAUCUUUGGGAAUCUGUUGAGGCUACUGAGAAUAUAGAUGAGAACAGUUCUCCUAUAGAAUUUGAUGACUCUGCCCAACAGUCGUAUGAAGACACUACUACUACUAAUGUCUAUAUGCAUGAAGAUGAUCUACUUUGCAGUCAGCCUUCUAAUAUAGACCUCAAUAUUAGUACACAAGAGUAUCUACAAAAAACUAUGGGAUUACUGUCACAAGAUUCAGUAGUUACUGGGUUUCCUACAGAGACAUGGGAUGCCGAAGAAAACAAUCACUUCUCAACUCCGAAGACUUCGUUUGUCAAAGAAGAUUUGUUGCCACCGAUAAAAGUUGAAAGUCCAGAAAUACCUGCUCUUCCCGUACGUGAGAAUUGGACAAGAAAACUCUUUACUGAUACAGAAAAAACAGAUAAGAGAAGGAAAAAAGACAGAGAUGAUUCAUUGGUGUUUGUUUCCGAGAAGACUUUCACCAAACUAAUGGAAUGGUAUAAGAAGAACGAGAAAUUAAAGAUAGGUCCAACUAUUAUUAACAAAAAAUUACUUGACCGAGUUCUGCAGCCGAGAGAAUGGCUUGGCAAUGAGGAAUAA